Molecule: messenger RNA, 1407 nt
Organism: Australozyma saopauloensis
Lineage: Eukaryota; Fungi; Ascomycota; Pichiomycetes; Serinales; Metschnikowiaceae
Gene: CAP1
Product: DNA-binding transcription factor
Exons: 1
Coding region: 1-1407 (468 amino acids)
Biological process (GO): regulation of DNA-templated transcription
Cellular component (GO): RNA polymerase II transcription regulator complex
Molecular function (GO): DNA-binding transcription activator activity, RNA polymerase II-specific; transcription cis-regulatory region binding
Source: RefSeq, a predicted model, not a curated record
AUGCCUGAGACCAAAAGAAAUAUUAGCAAGGUCGAAGGCGAGCUGCCAGAGCAUGAUGACAAGAAGCAGAACACGUCCAAGCUCGGCCGGAAGCCCAUAGAUACCGAGCCUAAGAACCGGAGAACGGCUCAGAAUAGAGCUGCCCAGCGUGCCUACCGCGAGCGGAAAGAGCGCAAGAUGAAGGAUUUGGAAGAUAAGGUGGCUUCGCUAGAGGACGACAAAAUGAAGGCGUUGUCUGAGCAAGAUAUCUUGAAGGCUCAGAUUGACUUGUUGAAGCGUGAGCUCAGCAGAGUGACCGGCGGUCAGGGGCCCAUCCCAGUGAUGAGCCAAAAAGCUGCUGCUGCUUAUGCAGCCACUGCCGUUGCACCAGUCCGCUCUGAUACAAAAUCGUCUGUUGGCUCGGCCGAUGGUUUCACCGGUGCUUCCCUGUGGUCGUGGAACUCAUCUUCAAACUCCGACUUGCUACUGCAGUCGCGAAACUCUAACCAGCUUCCAGAUUUGGUCAGCGCCUCCUCGUCUUCCACAUCUCCACUUAAUGAUACUCUGAGCACCACCCCUAGCUCCAACUCCAUCGAUUAUGGCCAGGGUCUUGAUGCUAUUUCAAGUAAUUUGAACUUAAUGCCAACCUUCGAUGAGCAAGUAAAUCCUUUUUGCGCAAAGCUUAGCGAGGCAUGUGGCACAGCUAAGAAGCCAGAGCCAAAGGUGAGAAGAUGGGGUAAUCCCGUUCCGCCAUACGUCGACUCCACGGAUGCUGUCUUUCCUCUGCCAGUGUACGAGUCGCCUUUCCAGUCUCUCUUCUCGCCAAAUGAGAACAUAAGCGAUCCAUUCUUCUCAGAAGGCAACCCCACCGCUAACCUCACCCUACCAACCGUAGAUGGGCACGCCCAGAACGAUCCUUUGGCAUUCCUUAAUGAUGCCGGGUUCGAUGUUUCCUUAGCAUUUGGAAACUCCUUCAACGACGUCGUCGAGAAAGGCGCUGCCGAGGUUACUGAUGAUAAACUUUCCUCCUUGGUUACCGAGGACUCUCUUUUCGAUUCUCUUUCCAAGCCCGGUAAUACUGACUUCAAUUUUAAUGAGUUCAUUCAUGAGACUCCACAUUCCUCAGUGAGCACAACACGUACCAACUCUGAGGUUGGUGCACGCCAUCCAGCUUCCUCAUUGUCUAGUUUCAACAAUAGCCCGACAAUUUUGGAAGGUAAGGAGGAGGAGGUUGUGCCUGCGGGCGAUAAGACUAUGAAGUGCUCUGAAAUUUGGGACCGCAUCACAGCACAUCCUCGUUACACUGAGAUUGACAUUGAUGGAUUAUGUAAGGAGCUUCAGACUAAGGCCAAGUGCUCUGAGAAGGGAGUGGUGAUCAAUGUUAAUGAAGUCAACCAUCUUAUAGAACGUUCUGCUUUGAAGAAGUAG